Molecule: messenger RNA, 1893 nt
Organism: Scomber japonicus (chub mackerel)
Lineage: Eukaryota; Metazoa; Chordata; Actinopteri; Scombriformes; Scombridae
Gene: ndel1b
Product: nudE neurodevelopment protein 1-like 1b
Exons: 9
Coding region: 120-1139 (339 amino acids)
Biological process (GO): microtubule nucleation; mitotic centrosome separation; chromosome segregation
Cellular component (GO): kinesin complex; centrosome; kinetochore
Molecular function (GO): microtubule binding
Source: RefSeq, a predicted model, not a curated record
GCCGGGGGAAGAGGUGUCUGUGUGUGUGUCUGUGUGUUAGAUGUGACGCCGGCUAGAAGGCGACCUACAGAUACAGAAAACAGUCGGACACCGGUUUCAAAUGAGCAGUGUGCCCUGAAAUGGACACAGAGAUGAUUCCCAAAUUUUCGUCAAAGGAUGAAGAAGUUGACUACUGGAAGUCUCAAGCCCUCAAAUAUAAGAAAAGCUGCCAUGAAGCUCAAGAGGAGCUGCAAGAGUUCCAGGAAGGGAGCCGGGAGCUGGAGGCCGAGUUGGAGGCACAACUCGGCCAGGCUGAACACCGCCUGCGAGACCUGCAAAGCGAGAACGAGAGACUGAAGAACGAGAUGUCCAACCUCAAGGACAAGCUGGAGCAACAGUAUGCCCAGAGUUAUAAGCAGAUUUCUAUGCUAGAGGACGACCUGGGCCAGACGCGCAGCAUCAAGGAGCAGCUCCACAAAUACGUCCGGGAGCUUGAGCAGGCCAACGAUGACCUGGAGAGAGCCAAAAGGGCAACAAUAGUGUCUCUAGAGGACUUUGAGGGCCGUUUGAACCAGGCCAUUGAGAGAAAUGCCUUCCUGGAGAGUGAGCUGGAUGAGAAGGAAUCUCUUCUAGUAUCUGUGCAGCGGCUGAAAGAUGAAGCACGAGACCUCAGACAGGAGCUGGCAGUACGGGAGAGAACUACAGAUAGGAUGUCAGCACCCAGCUCACCCACCUUAGACACUGACAAGAUGGAUUCAGCAGUGCAGGCAUCUUUAUCCCUCCCAGCCACACCUGUAGGAAAGAGCAUAGAGCACCCCUUCAUCAGCCCAAAAGUAACCAAUGGCUGUGGCAACUCAUCCCUCACACCUUCUGCUAGAAUCUCCGCCCUCAACAUUGUUGGUGAUCUCCUCAGAAAAGUUGGGGCUUUGGAGUCCAAACUUGCCGCCUGUAGGAACUUUGCCAAAGACCAAGCAGCAAGAAAAAAUUUCUCCACUGACAAUGGCACGCUCAUCAACAGCAACGCUACCAAGUUCUCUCACACUCUACAUACCACGUACUUUGACAAAACGACUGUUAAUGGAUUGGAUCCCAGCUCCUUGACCUCCAUGGCGUCAUCGAGAGCCGUGUCUCCACCAGGCAUGCUGCCUCUGAGUGUGUGAGGCGUCCCCACUAAAACUCCUAUCCACCCAACACAGUAUGGGAACACAGAGGACACUUGAAAGACCAUUACAUUGUGUGUUUGCGUGAAAGAGAGAGGAUGUUUGAAAGGAACGCGUGUGUGUGUGUGUGUGUGUGUGUGUGUGUGUGUGUGUUUGCCUGAGAGUGUGCAUUUUUGAACUUGAUGUGUGCAAAAGAGGCUUGACUAUACAAUUAUUACGCCUCCAGAUUGCAGCUCAAAAUGCAUUUGUGAGUAGGUGCACAGUCUUGUGCGCAUACGCCCCUACCACAUACUUGCAUGUGCCUAAAGCUGUUCUGUAUCGUGCUCGUAUGAAUGUCAUUGCAAAUGUGUUGCUCUUCUAGACGUCGACUUUUGAAGUGGCAAGUUAUACAAGUUCCACUGUUCAUCUGAGAGCUACUAUCCCUGACAAAAGGUCUUUAACAGACCUCAGCUUCCUCUGAACCUUCUUUUUCUCCUGUACUUUAAUUGCACAGUUAAACUAAUUUCAAUUUAGAAUGUAUUACAUUUAAAAAGGGAUAUGUUCAUAUUAACUAAUUUAUCUCACAGUAUGCUUUAAAAUGCAACAUUUCCUGUUUGCUAUUUUCUUGCAUGUGUGCAUACGUUAAGUGGGGUUGGAGAGGUAUGGCUGGAUCCCAUAUUUACAAGAAUGACUGAAGUGAAUGUUGAUCGUUCAAAGCCAUGUAGCCACAGCGCAGCCGUUCCUCUUGUUACUGGCUACUAGCUAUUAUUCAUUU